Molecule: messenger RNA, 612 nt
Organism: Asparagus officinalis (garden asparagus)
Lineage: Eukaryota; Viridiplantae; Streptophyta; Magnoliopsida; Asparagales; Asparagaceae
Product: ornithine decarboxylase-like
Exons: 1
Cellular component (GO): cytoplasm
Molecular function (GO): ornithine decarboxylase activity
Source: RefSeq, a predicted model, not a curated record
UCGGUGCUCUCACUUGGCGUCUCCCCGGAUCGCAUUGUCUACGCCAACCCCUGCAAGGCGGGGCCGCAUAUCGAAUACGCCCGAACCGUCAAUGUGAACCUCGCCACAUUCGAUUCGGUGCACGAGCUCCACAAGAUGAGUCAGCACCAUCCCCAAUGCUCGCUCCUGCUCCGCAUCAAGCCUCCUGUCAGCACCGGGGUCCGCCGCUCCCUGGGCGCCAAGUACGGUGCGUUACCCGACGAGGUGGGCCCUCUGCUAGAAGCCGCCCAGUCAAUGGACCUGUCGGUUAUCGGCGUCUCGUUCCACAUCGGCAUCUCGGCCACCAUCUUCGAAACCUACGACGCAGCGAUCGAAGCGGCCAGGGAAGCGUUCGACCUAGCGGAGGAAAUGGGCUUGCCGAGGAUGAGCGUGCUGAAUAUUGGCGGAGGGUUCAACGCAGGCCCACUGCUGGAGAAGGCAGCAAAAGUGAUAAAAUGCUCAAUCGAUUCUCGUUUCGAAGACUGGGCUGGGCUGAGAGUGAUCGCAGAGCCAGGGAGGUGCUUCACGGAGACGGCGGCCACGCUGGCCACGUGCGUGAUAGGGAAGAGGGUGAGAGGGGCGAAGAGGGAGUAC